Messenger RNA from Parastagonospora nodorum SN15, 228 nucleotides. RefSeq lists its product as hypothetical. Bases 1 to 228 code for a protein of 75 amino acids. The record is from RefSeq and is a predicted model, not a curated record. The transcript is spliced from 2 exons. Lineage: Eukaryota; Fungi; Ascomycota; Dothideomycetes; Pleosporales; Phaeosphaeriaceae.
AUGUACACCCAGGAUCGCAAGGCAGGCAGCGGUGGCAAACCGUUAGCCAGACGAGGCGUGAAGGCUACCGGCCAAGCGCGAGGCGAAAAGCGUGCACUCAUUGAGAGAGAUGCUGCAUUCGCCGCUCAUCUCCUUCCCUCGACCCAUCUGCCCACAUCGAGAUCUCCUGCUGCAGAACUAGAUCCGCCGCCUUCGGUACUUGCAGAUGCUGUCCGACAACAGUCGUGA